Nakaseomyces glabratus is the source of this 1338-nucleotide messenger RNA. It is a transcript of the gene HSV2, whose product is annotated as phosphatidylinositol-3,5-bisphosphate binding protein HSV2. Gene Ontology annotation, molecular function: phosphatidylinositol-3,5-bisphosphate binding; protein binding; phosphatidylinositol-3-phosphate binding. Gene Ontology annotation, biological process: autophagy of mitochondrion; protein lipidation; protein localization to phagophore assembly site. Gene Ontology annotation, cellular component: phagophore assembly site membrane; cytosol; extrinsic component of membrane. NCBI's taxonomy places the organism in Eukaryota, Fungi, Ascomycota, Saccharomycetes, Saccharomycetales, Saccharomycetaceae. The record is from RefSeq and is a predicted model, not a curated record.
AUGGAUGUGCGCGAGGCUAUACAGCAGGAGGCUGGCGCAGAGACUGGGUUCGCUAGUGUGACGUUCAAUCAGGAUGAGAGUUGUUUUAGUUGUGCCAAUGAGCAAGGGUUUCUGGUGUACAACACGUUUCCCUUGUCGCUGAAGCUGACGAAGGAGUUCAAACAGACGCCUGAGCGCGGAGCUGGGAUCGGGUACUCACAGAUGCUGUACAGAACCAACUACAUUGCGUUGGUAGGCGGCGGACAGCGGCCGAGGUACUCGCUGAACAGGGUGGUGAUAUGGGAUGAUCUCCAACAGAAGGAGAGCUUUUCGCUCAAGUUCAUGUCAAUUGUACGUAAGGUGGUUCUCUCCCGUGUGCAUCUUGUAGUGGCGUUGGAGAAUGAGCUGUUCAUCUAUAGUUUCCACUCGACGCCGAAGUUGCUCUGCCCGCCCAUCAAGACAGCUCCUUUCGGGCCAUUCGAUUUCAAAGUAGUCACUAUAGAGGGGAAAGCAACGGACCAGGCCAAGGUAACAAGCCUACUUGCGUAUCCUUCGGCCAAGCUGACUGGGCAGUUGCAUGUAGCUGAUCUCUCUAAGCUGAGGAGCAAUCAGAAUAAUAACCAGGACAUGGCACUGACCUCGGAAAGUUUCCUACCCACAACUAUUAUAAAAGCACACAAAGCACCUAUACGAAAUGUAAGAAUCAAUAACCAAGGAACCAUGGUUGCUACUGCAUCGAGAAAAGGUACUCUGAUUAGAAUCUUCAGCACUCAUAAUGGUAUCCUGUUGAAAGAAUUCAGAAGAGGAUUGGAUAGAGCAGAAAUAUACGACAUGUGCUUCAGCCCACUGGGGACACGACUGGCUGUUGUCUCAGACAAGCAAACUCUGCAUGUUUUUCAAAUAGCUCCGAUGGCAGAAGGGACACUGAAUCCUGCGAAUCCUGAAGAUCACCAAUCCAGCGGUAGCAACGGUCAUAUUAAGGCUAACACUAACCAAGUACAUAGUCUAAGGAACAUAGUUCCAACGUCCUGGAAACCAAAAUACCUGGACUCCGUUUGGUCUAUGUGCAAAGUGCACCUACGAAACCCCAAACUACGAAAUAAUGUUAACGACCUUGCAUUUAAUGAGGAUAGAUGCACCAUCGCUUGGUGUCGACAAAACAGAAGCCAUACCUUUAAGAACGGGAAUCAUUUUAAUGAAAACGAGGAGAACAAAUUGGUAUUGGUAUGGAAAAAUUCAAGAAUCUGGGAGAAGUACGUCAUACUUGAGAAAGAAGCUCCGAAUUCAAAUGAUGGAAUAAAAGGUCCUUCCCCAUUAACGGAAUGGGAAUUGGUAAGAGAAUCAUGGAGAGAACUUUGA